Molecule: messenger RNA, 2193 nt
Organism: Cuscuta campestris
Lineage: Eukaryota; Viridiplantae; Streptophyta; Magnoliopsida; Solanales; Convolvulaceae
Source: the annotation of a GenBank genome assembly
GUCCUACCGGUCAAUCUGCGUGUUUUUACCUUUCUCACUUUGCCAAAUCGAGCGAACUAUUCUAGACCCGGUCUAGUAUAGUUUGACCGGUCAAGUAAUUUACACCAUCAUUUUUGGCGCCGACCGUGGGACCGUUAAGGUUUCUUCUCCAAAACACAAACCUACCCACCAAAACACCACUCGAAAUGUCUUCCAGCCAACAAAUCAACGCUACUUCCGCUCAGGUGCAGGCCACCAACGAGGGAGCCAGCAUCCCUGUGGCUGCUACCAUACCGGUCAUUUCAGCCCCGGUGUUGCCUCUGGGUCUGAGCUCUGUCCCGACGGCCAGCGUGAUCAGUCCCUUCGUGACCCCCGUCCCUUCCGCUGGACCGAGGGUAACGUUCCCACCAAGCAUGACUCAGUUCAUGAAUGACCCAGCCAACCUACAAGCCAUCCAGGGCUUUGGCCAGGUCAUGGCCAUGUGCCAACAGAACGGGGGGAUGCCUUUCCUCCCUGCUGAAGGAUCCAUAGUUCUACCGGUCGAACUAGGAUCAGGUGAAAAGACCGUGUGGAAGAAGAUGCGGUUCAUAGUUGUGGACAUCAAAUGCGUCCACAACGCAAUUCUAGGAAGGCCAGGCAUCAAUAAAGUCGGGGCGGUGAUUUCCAUGCCUCAUCUAUGCAUGAAGUUCCACACUCCAGGUGGUGUGGGUGAGGUGAAGGGCGACCAGAGGAACGCCCGGGAAUGCUAUGCCCGGGCAGUCAAGAAAAUGACCAGGGGGGUCAAUGUCAUCUCCCAAGAGAUCACAAAGGGAGAGACCCGGGAGAAACUGGAGCCCGAGGCUGAGACGGUGGAAAUCGAACUUCACCCGGGUGAUUCUUCGAGGAUGGUCAGAAUUGGAGCAAAUCUCCCCGAGGAUCUCAAGGAGCAGAUUACACGGGUCCUCCAGGAAUACGCGGGCAUAUUCGCAUGGAGCGUGGCGGAUAUGCCCGGGAUAGAUCGCCCCGUUAUCUGCCACCGGUUGGCCGUGAGGGAGGGAAGUCGACCGGUACGCCAAAAGAAGCGGUACCUGGCCAGUGACCGGCGAGACUUCGUCAAGAAGGAAGUAAAAGACCUCCUCAGUGUUGACUUACCGGUCAACAAGCCCACUGAGCAAUGGUGGGAGAUGGCAGUUGAUGGGGCAUCCGGUCCUAGAGGAUACGGGGGUGGUAUCGUGUUCACCACCCCAGAAGGGUUCAAGAUCUACCAUGCAAUCGUCUUCAACUUCAAGCUGAUGAACAAUGAGGCAGAAUAUAAAGCUUUGGCUGGAGGGCUCCGACUUGCCCAAGCCCUGAAAAUCAGCCGGGUCAGUAUCAAAUCUGACUCUAGCCUGAUAGUAGGGCAGGUGACCGGUAACAUGGAAGCAAGGGAAGGACGCAUGGCACAAUACAAGGACCUUGUACUUGCCCUGUUGAAGGGCUUCAGAGAAUUCAAGGUCACCCAGAUUCCCUGGGCGGAGAACGCGGAUGCAGACCUUCUCUCCAAAUUGACGCAGUAUGCUCCCGAGCAUGUUUCGAAACUUGCCCGGGUAGAGAUCCUUGACCAUUCAAGCAUCGAGAAAUUGGAAGUCGCCGCUAUAACGGCCGGAAGCCAGUUUGACCGGUCAAACUUGGUCGGGGCGGACGACCAUUGGAUGUAUGAUCUGAUGGAAUAUUUGACGGAUGGGAGCUUACCAGAACAAGAUGACCGGGCAAGAAAAGUGAAGCUCAGGGCGCCCCGAUUCCAAAUUCUUGAUGGAAAGCUGUAUAAAAGGGCGUUUGGGGGGCCACUCCUGAGAUGUCUGACCAACCGGGAGGCUGAACGAGUCAUAGCGGAAGUCCACGAAGGCGUAUGCGCGGCGCAUCAAAUGUCCCCGGCAGAAUUGAUAGGUCGAACCUAUCCUAGGAGGGCUUCCUGGGUGGAUCGAAUCCACUUAGAUAAGCCGACUGAGACACAGGCCCGGACCUGGCACGCUGGUUACUACACCGGUCUUGCUCAGUAUAAUAGAAAAAAAAUAUUAGAACCCGGAAGAGGGGCCCGGAAGAGGGUAUGCCUGCAAGAAGGGCUGGACCUGGAAGAGGGUUCGAACCGUACUUACACGGGCCCAUGAGGUUUGAUUGGUGUCGGGGAAUCAGCCGACGCCGUCAAACUGAUUGGGGAUUAAAAGAUGCCCAUUAAAAGAAAUAGAAGGGGAUCGU